UGCGUGCUGCUCCUGUGCCGGCGGUACGAAAUGAAAAAUAGCUGAUAUACUCUCACAAUUUGGCGUUGCGAUUACGUGUGUGCGAAUUAUAAAUAUUAGUUAAAUAUUAAAAUGUGUUUUGUGUUUGUCAAGACCGAAUAACAGCAACAACAAAAACGCACGGAACAUGCUUAGCUAUAAUUGUACAUCGAAAUGUAGUAUGUAUGUACUUGUUGUUUGUUUGUAAGUAUGUGUGUAUGUACACUUACGCACACAGGCAAACACAGACGCGAUCGGUGAAAUUAUUUAAUUCCGACGAAAAAAAUGCUACCACUUUAACCGCAGUAAAAAACCCCAGUAAAAACACGACGAUCACGAUUAAUCAACUAGUGAGACAUACCGGCACCUGCACCUGUAUUAAACACUGUAUUUUUUAAAUAAAAAUAAAGAUUUGGCCACUAACAAUUUUUGUAACAAAGUGAAUAAGCAAGCAAGCGAAAUAACAGCACUCAAAUAGCACUCACACCGCAUUUACGAUAUUCAUCUUGCGUCAAGAGAUCUUCAAAUUGUCUGUCCCGUGUUAUCGCUCUCUUAGAAUGUUAACAUUAACAGAGGCCAGAGUUGUACACCCUGGCUGUGACCCUGGGCUUGGCUUGCCUGGCGACAGCCAUGCCACAAAAUCCACAGCAGCUGCAGGACGGUCCGCACACGCUGCUGGACAUCGAGACGCCCAACCAGUUCAGCUACAAUUCGCCGCUGGCCCAGCCGGACAGUCUGCGCAACAAGCCGUACUUUGAUUUCCUGAGCACGCUCUAUGCCCACGACUCGGCCAAGACGGACUUGUUUCGCAAUCGGCCGCAACGCGAUCUACAGUCACAGCCGGAGCUGGAGCCGCAGCCGGAGCCGGAGCUGAAGGCCCAGGAGCUGCCGCUGACGCCCGCCGAUGAGCCCAAGAGCCGUCGCCGGGAUCGCAAGCGUCGUGCGAUCGUGUUCCGUCCGCUGUUCGUCUAUCAGCAGCGCGAGAUCCGCAAGAAGGAGAUUGCCGCCAGGCGACGCAGCGACGAAGUUAGCCGUCGCAACUACAACGAGUACUACAAGCGGGUGUAGUCUGGCGUCUACGUCCAAUGCGAUCUUAAAUCUAAUCAACAACCAUGCGCAAUAAUCAUGCCACAAUGAGCAAUGGCUAUGGCUGUCACUGGUCUUCUACAGGGUCCUCUCUAGCACUUAGCUUUUUUUAUUAUUGUGUUUUAGCCAUAAGUUAGCCCCAGCACAACGCACUGCAGACACGAACACGACACUCGACUAUCUAACUAUCUAUUAUAAUCUAUAUAUAUAUUAUAAUUAUACACACCCAUACACACAUAAUCACCCACACACACACACACACACACCCAUGCAUACGCACAUCCCUCCUAACUAUGUUAAGUAAUCGUAUCCCUAAAUUAAUAUGCAUGUAUGUUAUAAUUGUUAACUGAUUUUUACAAAUUUGUUACUAUUAAAGCUAACAAACGUUAAAUACGA
This is a messenger RNA of Drosophila montana, 1500 nucleotides long. It is a transcript of the gene Lst, whose product is annotated as Limostatin. Bases 649 to 1086 code for a protein of 145 amino acids. The record is from RefSeq and is a predicted model, not a curated record. NCBI's taxonomy places the organism in Eukaryota, Metazoa, Arthropoda, Insecta, Diptera, Drosophilidae. The transcript is spliced from 2 exons.